Pollicipes pollicipes is the source of this 494-nucleotide messenger RNA. RefSeq lists its product as uncharacterized. Lineage: Eukaryota; Metazoa; Arthropoda; Thecostraca; Pollicipedomorpha; Pollicipedidae. Bases 52 to 489 code for a protein of 145 amino acids. The record is from RefSeq and is a predicted model, not a curated record. The transcript is spliced from 4 exons.
CUAGCCGAGCUGGACCGGCUGCGCGCCCGCUGUCUCCAGCUGGAAAAGACCAUGCAGGCUCGCGAGAGAAGCUGCAAACAACGCAUCGUCGGCCUGGAACAGCAGAUCGGCACGCUGAAGGAGCAGCUGUCGCAGGAGAUGCGCGCGCGCCAGCAGUACAUCCUGCGCAGCACGCGCGCCGGUCAGGAGAUCCGUCAGAUCCGCUCCUCGCUCGACCAGAGUCUGCGCAGCGUCAGCGGCAACGAGCGUCUGGAUGCGGCCGCGCUGGACUCGGAGUCGCGGCGGCUGGACUCGACUCUGGCUGGUCUGCGCGGCGCCGACGGCGUGCUGACGCCGUCCCGUCUCUCGGCUCCGGCCCCGGCUCCGGCCUCCUCCCGCUCGCGCGCCACCAGUCCCAGCAGGUCGCCCCAGCUGCGCGUGCCAGCGCCAUCCUCCGGCCGACGGACGAAACAAUCCUCCGGGGCGCGUCGGAACCUGGACCUCCGCUGAGGCGA